UUACACUUGUUGUUGAUUUAGUUCGAGACCAGCUGCCCGCCGGAAUUGCGAGCAGGAGUGUCAUCGUGAAGAGCAAUUAGACCAAUUAAGAGCUGCGAGGUUUCAAGUGAUUCCAUUACGUUCGCACCCACCAAUUGAAGCAGUCGAGAUUGGCACGUCCGUCCGAUUGCCAGCUUCUUCGUCUUGUCCGCCUCUCAUCGCUUUGCUCAAAUGGCUUUGAAGCGAUGUUUUUUCGCUUUUGUUUCUUUGUGGGUUUGCUCGGGCGACAACGGCACUGCUCUCACUCUCCAGCGGCGUGCCGAUGUGGUAAAGAGUGUGCAUGGUGUGAAUAGCGGCAAGACUCAUAAAGUGGUCGACAAAUUCACGAAUCCGAUGUUGAACAAAGACAGAGGAAUAAAGGAACCGCUGGGUGGAGUGACUGGAAUUCGUCCAUCAGGAAACCCUGUCAAGUCCUCAGUAGACGGUGAAAACUUCAGUAAGGGCAAGCCUGGACUACCUAGAGUUAUAACCGAACCGGUUGAUGAGUUAACACAUUCUUGUCCUGUUUCUACAUUCUGGCACCCAAUACAUGAACGGUGUCUUUCAUGUCAGCCUGCUGGUAAUGACUGUCCUCACAACUCUAGCUGCUGCUGUCCUGGCUUAAAGCAAAUUGGGCUCAUCUGUAAAGCUGUGAUGUGCAGUUCAACAGAAGUAAGCGAUAAUUGUCGUUGUGAAAGACACAGUGAGUGUGACGUGUCUUGCUGCCGAUAUAAGAUAUGCCGGAAUUGUUCAGAUGCAUUCGCAAAAGUCAAAAAUGGCAAUUUGAACAACAGGAAUAAAACUCAGUUUCCAGUCUGGCCUCGUACAACUCCAAGGUCUUUCUCAAAGUUUUGCAAAGAUGAGCAUACUAAAAUGAGCAGUCCUGUCAAUAAGAGUUGCUGUACGUCACAAGCUGACUGCUCUGAUGAUGAAUGUUGUGUGUUUAAAAAUGAUUCAUGUGGCCCCGGUGUGUGCAAACGAUCAUGUAAAGGCAAACUUCUUGAACAGCCAGAAGGGUGCCCAACUAUUUUUUCCACAACAACAGCACCUGAUAGUGUUAUUCCUUCUACGACAACAAAACCUCAUCGUUUGGUGAGGUGUAAGACAGAUGCCAAGUGUAGCAAAGGCUAUUGUUGUGUAAAGACCAAUAACAGUGUACGAGGAGUUUGCAGUCCAUGUCCCACUGUUCCAUAUGAUUUGGUCAUUGAUUUCGUAAAUCAAUAUACCAAUUGUUCACAAUGCCCUGUAGGAAUGAUAUGCAUUAAUGAUGAGUGCAGAUUUCCAUCAUGUUCAGGUGUUCCACCACCUAAGCAGUCAUGGAACAAAUAUGAAAAGAAUUGUUGUAAGGACAAGGCUGUGUACUGUGGUGAAACUAAGUGCUGUCGUGUGUUGUACAACAGUUCUGUAGCAGUUUGUCAUAAGUGUGAAAACAAUGAUCCAGUUAGGGAAAGUGGGCGAAGCCUGAUAAAACCAAGUCCACCACAGCAGUGUCGUAAGAAGUCUGAUUGUGAUGUAGCUGGCCUGUGCUGUGUAGCAGUGGCUCCACGACAAGGCAAGGUCUGCUCAACUUGUGACAGUGAUCCAGCAGCAGUGGCUACUCGAGAUUUGGACAAUAAACAGCAGGAUGAAUGUAGCACUGACUCUGAUUGUGGUGACAAAAAAUGCUGUGUUCUGAAUUCAAAGGGCAAUAAAAGAGUAUGUAAAAAGAAAGGGUGUCCACCGGAGUCAAACAUUCAACAUGGCAGUGAGUCCAGAGAUGAUGACACGUUCAGCAAUGAUCAAAUCUGCACAUCAAACAACGAUUGUUCUCUUGAAGAGUGCUGUACACUUGUUGCCAAUUCAGCAAGUAACCUAAGGGUUUGUAAGCCGUGUUUGGCAGUCUUCGCACGACGGCAAUACAUCAAAGCGAUGCCUUGUUCAAGCGAUGAUGACUGUUUACCUAAGAAUGGUUCAACUUUUUGCUGUACGCAUCAUCCAUCUUUAUCUCGGGGCCAAAAACACUGUGUCCGUCGGGGAAAGGCAGAGUCUGUAUGCAUUGUUGGUAAUGUACCUACAUCCAAGUUUACCUGCUCUUGUCAGGUGGGACUGAGUUGCCUUCCUGCUGCUGUGCAAUAUCAGGGACUGGAUGACAUUGGAGUUUGUGUGGACUUAAACACAAAGGUGAAUGAGGACGUAAACAUAGUUGCACCAAAGAAGGCAUCAAAUGUAAAGCAAACGUUGACAAAGAAAACUUCAAAAGAAGAAUCAAGAAAAUUGAAGGAAGCAGAGCGACUACAGCGACAGAAGGAGAAGCGUUUAGAGCGACAAAAACAAAAAGAAAAUCGCAAGAAGGAGAAAGCUGCCAAGAAGGGUUAGCCUUGCAAGUGAUUUACUUCUCGGGGUGUAUAAGUCACUGUGUGACUUAAUUUGUAGACAGAGUUCAAUAGGGAUAUGCAUAUCAUAUAGAGAUUGUGUGUGUAUUAUUGAUGGGUAUAGUAUACUUGGCAUGGAAGAUUUUGAAAUAAGAUUAGUUAAGCUAUUUUUUGAUUGUGAAGAAGUAGUGUAAUGAUCUAUGUGGAGGAAGUGCUUUAAUUAAUUAUGUAUGAUGAGGAUGCAACAGUAGCGUCUGAAUAAAGAUAGUAUUGAAUAUCUGGUCACAGAA
Messenger RNA from Corticium candelabrum, 2659 nucleotides. RefSeq lists its product as uncharacterized. Bases 211 to 2373 code for a protein of 720 amino acids. The transcript has 3 exons. The record is from RefSeq and is a predicted model, not a curated record. NCBI's taxonomy places the organism in Eukaryota, Metazoa, Porifera, Homoscleromorpha, Homosclerophorida, Plakinidae.